Rangifer tarandus platyrhynchus (Svalbard reindeer) is the source of this 360-nucleotide messenger RNA. Lineage: Eukaryota; Metazoa; Chordata; Mammalia; Artiodactyla; Cervidae. The record is from the annotation of a GenBank genome assembly.
AUGCUGCUUUCCUGCGGCUCAGGCAGUCACAGGGUCAUUGGGGGAGCUGUCUGCGCCUCCAGCUCCAGAUGGGAGCUCAAGCCUGACCAGGAAAGUGCCCGGCUGCAGCUGAGCCUCGCAGGUGGGAGUUCGCCGGAGUGUGCGGCCGCGUCACGGCGCGCGGAGGAGAAUCGGGUCGGGGGGAGGCGCGCGGUCCCCGGCGCCCCGAGACGCGGCGGGCGCGGCCGCCCCGGAGCAGCCGACUGCGCUGCAGUCGGAUCCGCCUCUCCCUUCCUCCCGCUCCGGCCCCGCGCCCUCCCGCCCUUACCUUUCCCUCUUCCCCGGCCCGACCCCCAGCUUCUCCGUGUGCGCUCGCUUUAA